AGUCGAGAUUGUAUGCGCGAGCGCAUAGUACCGUCAGCCCGCGUUGGUAUUAUUCUAGUCAAACUGUCAGUGUUUCUGUGAUCUGUGUUGUGACUUGCGUGACCAUUUGUAACGGACAUGCUUGAGAUUAGUGCUAAAGGAUGAAAUGAAGGGGAGAGCCACGCGUUCGCCCAGGAUAUUGCCUGUUAUAUUGGGGAAAAUAUUUUGGCGCUGGGUCUUCACUAAGGCUGACUUGGUGUUUUUCAUUUACCGGGUAUUUUGGCAUGCGUUCCAAUCCCGGUCAUCGAUGAAUAGCAGCGUAGACUUCUUCGAGAGCCUCAUCGACGAAGACGGUCGUUUCGCCGAACUGAACUGCCAAGAGACGUCGCAGCGUGUGCACAGACGCAGGAACCACGCUGUGCAACGGGUCAGACCGUUGGUGCAAGCGGAAAACAUCAACAAUGGUGGUGGCUUGUCCCUGUCGCCACCACACACAAUAUCUCAACGUGAAACAGGGACACAAGUAUCACAAUGUUACAGCGGGCCGCCUUCCCCCUGCGGGUCCACAAGCUCCGCUCUUUCCCCCACAGUGUCCCCCGCCCCGCCUCCCGGAACUGCAACCCUAGAUCCCAAUUGGCAAGCAACUAAACCUACCGUACGAGAAAGAAACGCAGCAAUGUUUAACAAUCAGUUAAUGGCAGAUAUCACAUUUAUAGUUGGAAGUCCAGGACAUACACAAGUAAUACCGGCACACAAAUAUGUCUUAGCAACUGGUAGUUCAGUAUUUUAUGCUAUGUUCUAUGGAGGCUUAGCAGAAUGUAAACAAGAAAUAGAGGUGCCUGAUGUUGAGCCAUCAGCCUUCCUCAUAUUACUGAAGUAUUUAUAUUGUGAUGAAAUUCAAUUAGAAGCAGACACAGUACUGUCAACAUUGUAUGUUGCAAAGAAAUAUAUUGUACCACAUCUGGCAAGAGCCUGUGUCAACUACUUGGAAACUAGUCUAACAGCCAAAAAUGCAUGUUUGCUCCUAAGCCAAUCACGUUUGUUUGAAGAGCCAGAACUAAUGCAGAGGUGCUGGGAAGUUAUCGAUGCGCAGGCUGAGAUGGCCCUUACGUCUGAAGGGUUCGUUGACAUAGACGUCUCCACUCUAGAGUCUGUGUUGGCGAGAGAGACGCUCAAUUGCAAGGAAAUUAAUUUGUUUGAAGCAGCAUUAGCUUGGGCUCAUGCUGAAUGUGUGCGUAGAGAGACCGACAUCACUCCGGCUAACAAGAGAGCCAUGCUCGGCAGUGCCAUAUACCUAAUCAGAUUUCCGACCAUGACUUUAGAGGAGUUUGCCAAUAGUGCUGCACAACUUGGCAUACUGACACCUCAAGAAACAAUCGACAUAUUUUUACAUUUUACUGCAGCAAGCAAACCACAGUUAUCGUAUCCUAUAAAGGCAAGAGCUGGUCUUAAAGCCCAGAUUUGCCACAGAUUUCAAUCAUGUGCAUACAGAAGUAACCAAUGGAGAUACAGAGGCAGGUGUGACUCAAUACAGUUCUGUGUUGAUAAAAGAAUAUUUGUGGUCGGUUUUGGACUUUAUGGAUCGUCGAAUGGUGCAGCUGAUUACAAUGUGAAGAUAGAGUUAAAGAGAUUAGGACGAGUGCUAGCAGAGAAUAAUACGAAAUUCUUUUCUGAUGGGUCAAGUAACACUUUCCAUGUGUACUUUGAGAAUCCCAUACAAAUUGAGCCUGAAUGUUUCUAUACAGCUUCUGCUAUUCUAGACGGGAGUGAGUUGAGUUAUUUUGGACAAGAAGGACUGAGUGAAGUGUACAUGGGCACGGUUACAUUCCAAUUCCAUUGCUCCUCUGAAAGUACGAAUGGAACAGGAGUUCAAGGUGGUCAGAUUCCAGAACUCAUUUACUAUGGCCCUACAGUGAAUACUUCCAUGACUAAUACGAGUACUAAUGAGGACUGACAACUGAUGACUAGACUGCGACCUCUAAAUUAUUAUUCAGUAUAAUAUAAGAAAUGCAUUUUAUUGGAACUCGAGACAAAGAUGUCUGAAUCGAAAUAUUUAUAAAGUUUUUAAAAUUUAAUCAUUCCCAUGUUAAAUUAUUUUGUUGAUUAUAAAAUCCUGUGUAUAUUGUUGAAAAGGGAUAGAAGUACCUUAAGAAUGUGAUAUGGGUGUUGUAAAGCUCUCUAGAAAUUUGUAGAUUUAGAAAAUUAUUGAUAAUGAUAAUUAUUACACUCAAAGUUCAUUGCAAUAAAUUUAAAAUAGCUUAA
This is a messenger RNA of Maniola jurtina (meadow brown), 2241 nucleotides long. RefSeq names its product BTB/POZ domain-containing protein 6 (gene lute). Gene Ontology annotation, cellular component: cytosol. The coding region runs from base 146 to 1933 and encodes 595 amino acids. The record is from RefSeq and is a predicted model, not a curated record. Gene Ontology annotation, molecular function: protein binding. The transcript has 7 exons. Lineage: Eukaryota; Metazoa; Arthropoda; Insecta; Lepidoptera; Nymphalidae. Gene Ontology annotation, biological process: neurogenesis.